AUUAUGAAAAGAAAUGGAUGAAAAAAGGGGAUCAAAAUAUAUUCCCGAUCGAAUUACUUGAUCGAUCGCGAGAGCUCGAAUAUAUUAGAUAUAUAAAGGACAUAAAUGCUAAAAGUAAAGAGGACAAUCGAGUGAUACCCGGUAUAAUGCUGCGGAAGUGGAUCGAGCCAGAGGCCGUGAUCAAUAUUGAUCCUGACGAGCAGGCCGUUUAUUUGCCAAAGGAAGAAUGGGAAAACAAAAAUGUUAACAAUAAGGAAAGUGAAUCAAUUUUCGAAAAGAGCGUUGUGUCGCCGACUGGAAAGUCGACGGUUCAAUUAUUGCGACAUGCUGCUACCUCAGAAAAUGAUUUGCUAAAUGAUGGAGAAUUCAAAAAGGGUUUGGAAUUGAGUACUGAAUUGGAACAGCAACCGAAUAUAAAUGGAACAUUCGAAAAGCAGAAUAUAACGGAAGUUUAUGAACAACCAUUUAUUCAGAUUUAUGUGAAACCGCUCUGCAAAGGACUUAACUGUUAA
Molecule: messenger RNA, 512 nt
Organism: Acanthocheilonema viteae
Lineage: Eukaryota; Metazoa; Nematoda; Chromadorea; Rhabditida; Onchocercidae
Source: the annotation of a GenBank genome assembly